Molecule: messenger RNA, 678 nt
Organism: Phytophthora sojae
Lineage: Eukaryota; Oomycota; Peronosporomycetes; Peronosporales; Peronosporaceae
Exons: 4
Coding region: 1-678 (225 amino acids)
Source: RefSeq, a predicted model, not a curated record
AUGGAGGCGGCGGCGACUAGACGCGAGCAGCAGCGGCCGAGUCAUGGCGGCGACGCCGCGAGUGCCGACGAGCGACGGGAGGAGAUGGUGCACGAGGACACGAUCGGCGGCGAGCUGCACGCCGCGCACGGCGGGAAGGUGACGCCGGCAGAUGUAGCAUCGAUGACUACUCGCGAGGUUUCAGUGAUUGUGGGUACGCUGCUCAACGUGGAGGUGGCGAAUACCGCGGCGACGCCAAGGAUAGAGACGAUGCCACGCACAAGGACGGCGCCGAAUGUGGAGUCGACACCGACCACGGAGCAGUACGAAGCCGGCCGUGGAGUCGACGAACGAGGCGCCGGCGGAAUGGCCGAAGGUUGCAAAGAGGAAGCGCGGGUCGAAGGCUCCGCUUGCAUACUCUACAAUGUCGACGGCGGCGGACCAAUCAUGGCGCCGAUCAUCGCGGAUGACGACGCCACGAGCAUCGACAGCAACUACCAGUCACCUAGUACACAGACGAGGGCUUCUCCCGUGGCGAGCGAGUCUACGCAGCGGACGAAGGGCACAGUGGCAAAGGCGAAGCCGAACAGCAUGAUGAUGAAUGGGGCGGCGAAGUGCGACGAGUGUGAAAGGAACACGAAGAUGCCGUACGCGGUGAAGAGCAGCAACGUGCAGGAGCAGAGCCAGCUUGGCCAGUAG